AUGGGUAAUCUAGAUGACAUAGGCCUGCAAGGCAGGUUUGGAGAUGGUCAUCUGAAAAUAAUUAAGGGUUCCUUAAUUAUCUUCAGAGGCAUAAAAAGAACUGAAACAUAUGUCACUAGGGCCAGUAACUUAAGUCACAUUGCAGAAUCCUCUAAUAUAGAAAGUGAUGCAACUCUGAAAUGGCACAAUAAAUUACCCCAUGUAAGUGAGAAAGGCCUGCAUAUCAUAAGUAAGAAAGGGGUUUUUGGUAGAGACAUCAUUUCUAAAGUUCCCUUCUGUGAAUGCUAUACCUUAGGUAAACAGCAUAGAUUGCAUUUUAAUACUGGGAAACACAGCACUUCAUCUAUUCUUGAGUACAUCCAUUCUGAUUUGUGGGGGCCCAUCAUCUAUUCCCUCUCAAGAGGGAACUAG
Messenger RNA from Olea europaea var. sylvestris, 411 nucleotides. RefSeq lists its product as uncharacterized. Bases 1 to 411 code for a protein of 136 amino acids. The transcript has a single exon. The record is from RefSeq and is a predicted model, not a curated record. NCBI's taxonomy places the organism in Eukaryota, Viridiplantae, Streptophyta, Magnoliopsida, Lamiales, Oleaceae.